AUGUUCCAGCUGUCAGCCACCCCAGCAAGUGCCCUUGCAGAUGAUCCAGUGCAUAUCCAAUUAACAGGCUUGCCCCCAUCCCAGGUGGUGACUCUGAAGGCCUCGCUGAAGGAUGAGAAGAGGAAUCUGUUCUGGUCCCUGGCCUUCUGCAGGGCUAAUGAGGCUGGUGAGGUGGAUCUGGAGCAGGCUCCCGCAUUUGGAGGUGACUACAUGGGGGUACAUCCAAUGGACCUCUUUUGGUCUCUGAAGCCUGAGAAGCCUUUCCGGAGGCUGCUCAAACAUGAUGUGAUGAACAGCCCCUUUUGGCCCAAGGCCAGCCAGACUGUGCAGCCCUGUUUCUCAGGCCCUGGGGUGCAGAGGAAGCAGAUCAGAGAAGGUUGAGUGCGAGGAGCCCUUUUUCUCCCUCCAGGGGAAGGCCCUUUCCCAGGAGUCAUCGAUUUGUUUGGGGGCAUUGGGGGCCUAAUAGAAUUUCCGGCCAGUCUUUUGGCUUCCCAUGGUUUUGCAGUGCCGGCAUUAGCAUAUUUUGCCUAGGAAGACUUGCCUGACAAACUGCAGGAGGUGGACUUGUAAUAUUUUGAGACCAGGCGCGGUGGCUCAAGCCUAUCAAAAUGUUCAAAUGUCAGCCAUGUCUUAUGGAUCAACUUAAUAAUGUUCCAAAGGCCAGGAAUUGGAGUGAUCUCCGUGUGCAAAGGUGCCGAGAUUGGCUUGGCUAUGGCCUGCUACCUGAAGCAGGUGGUGGCUACUGUCUGCAUUAACGGGCCCAAUACCAGCUUUGAAGUUCCACUCAGAUAUGAGGAUCUGAUUGUGACACCCAUCAGCUCAGCUCAGCUCAGGAGAGCCUGCAGGUCCACGUCUCUGAAGCUGUGCGCUUCCGCCCUUGUAAGGGAGACCCCCGAGAUGAGCUCCAUCAGCAGAAUGUGCUUCCUGUUGAAAAGGUUAGGGGAUGGAUUCUUUUCAUCAUCGGAGAGAGUGACGAAUGCCUGGAUAGCAAAGCGUGCGCUGAGUAGGCUGUAG
Molecule: messenger RNA, 1014 nt
Organism: Mandrillus leucophaeus (drill)
Lineage: Eukaryota; Metazoa; Chordata; Mammalia; Primates; Cercopithecidae
Product: acyl-coenzyme A amino acid N-acyltransferase 1-like
Exons: 5
Biological process (GO): fatty acid metabolic process; acyl-CoA metabolic process
Cellular component (GO): peroxisome
Molecular function (GO): fatty acyl-CoA hydrolase activity
Source: RefSeq, a predicted model, not a curated record